Messenger RNA from Westerdykella ornata, 747 nucleotides. Its product is annotated as 3,4-dihydroxy-2-butanone 4-phosphate synthase. The record is from RefSeq and is a predicted model, not a curated record. Gene Ontology annotation, biological process: riboflavin biosynthetic process; aerobic respiration. NCBI's taxonomy places the organism in Eukaryota, Fungi, Ascomycota, Dothideomycetes, Pleosporales, Sporormiaceae. Gene Ontology annotation, cellular component: mitochondrial intermembrane space; cytosol. Gene Ontology annotation, molecular function: 3,4-dihydroxy-2-butanone-4-phosphate synthase activity. The transcript is spliced from 2 exons. Bases 1 to 747 code for a protein of 248 amino acids.
AUGUCUACAUCCCAACGUGUCUCAGACACAUGGUUGGCAGGGAAGAACAUCGAUCCCGAGCUGCUCAAGCCUCUAGAUGCCGCCUUCGAUUCCAUCCCCGAUGUGAUAGAUGCUUUCGCCAACGACGAAUUCGUCAUUGUCCUCGACAGCCCCGACCGCGAAAACGAAGGCGAUCUCAUCAUCGCUGCUUCAGCCCUCACCACCGAGAAAGCCGCCUUCAUGAUCCGCUACACUUCCGGCUACAUCUGCGUCCCCAUGCCCACACAACGCUGCGCCGAGCUCGGUCUGGAACCAAUGGUCACAAAGAACCAGGACCCCCACCGCACCGCCUACGCCAUCACGGUAGACGCAAACCACCCAGACAUCACGACGGGAAUAUCCGCGCACGACCGCGCGUUGACCUGUCGCCAGUUGGCGAACCCCCAAAGCAAGCCGAGCGAUCUCAGAAGACCUGGUCACAUCGUACCGUUGCACGCACGCCCAGGCGGCGUGCGGGAACGCAAGGGACACACCGAAGCCGCCGUGGACCUGUGCCUGCUUGCCAGAAAACAACCGGUCGGCGCCAUCUGCGAGAUUGUGCGGGACGGGGAGCCCGUCAAAGGCAAGCCCGAGUUCCGCAACAGCGGGAUGAUGCGCAGGGAUGAGUGCCUUGCUUUCGGAAAGGAGUUUGGCAUCAAAGUGUGCACGAUUGAGGAUUUGUAUCGGUUUUGGCAGGCCGUCGAUGGAGCGUCGAACAUCACCGCAUAG